AUGGGUCGAAUCAUAUUUUACGAGGACAAGAACUUCCAGGGCCGCUCAUAUGAGUGUGAUACCGAUUGCCCAGACAUGCACCAGCAUGUCAGCCGCUGUAACUCCGUUCGGGUGGAGAGCGGCUGCUGGGUGCUUUAUGAAAAGCCCAAUUACAUGGGUUACCAGUACGUACUGACCAGGGGAGAGUACCCUGAAUACCAGCGCUGGAUGGGCUACAGUGACAAUAUUCGCUCCUGUAGGACCUUCUCUUAUGUAAGUGCACUUAUAUAUGUGUGCUAUAUUCAUCCCCACGGGGGGCCCUACAGGAUGCGCAUCUAUGAGCGUCCAGACUUCCAGGGCCAGAUGAUGGAAUUCAGCGACGACUGUGAAUCCGUGCAGGACCGCUUCCGCAGCAAGGAUAUUUACUCCUGCAAUGUGAUGGACGGCUACUGGACCAUGUACGAGCACCCCAACUACAGGGGGCGCCAGUACUUCAUGCGGCCAGGCGAGUACAGGAAGUUCAGCGACUGGGGUGCCACAUGUGCCACCACCGGCUCCUUCCGCAGGAUCACUGAGUUUUAA
Messenger RNA from Colossoma macropomum (tambaqui), 561 nucleotides. RefSeq names its product gamma-crystallin M2-like. The record is from RefSeq and is a predicted model, not a curated record. Gene Ontology annotation, molecular function: structural constituent of eye lens. Lineage: Eukaryota; Metazoa; Chordata; Actinopteri; Characiformes; Serrasalmidae. The coding region runs from base 1 to 561 and encodes 186 amino acids. Gene Ontology annotation, biological process: lens development in camera-type eye; visual perception. The transcript is spliced from 4 exons.